AUGGCAGAGGCAAGUCUGGACUUCAGCUUGUUGUGGUAUCUGGAGAAGCUCAACAAUGAAGACUUUGAACGUUUCAAGAGGCAUCUUCCCGAAGCCCUUGUAGAGUUUGGACUGCCCCCUCUUACAGGCCUUCAGCUAACGGCCACUGAACGAGAAGAUGUGGAGAAGAUGUUGACGACCAGCUAUGCGCCCCAGGCCAUCUGGAACAUCGCGUUCGGCAUCUUUGAGAAGAUGGGUUGCUGUGAGCUCUGCGAUAGGAUCAGUGCUCGUCGGGACCGUAACGAGGAAGCAUACAAAGAAAUUAUAAGGAGAAAUAUCACACUUAGUUUCAGAGAAGACCUUUAUCCGCUGAUCCACAAUGACUUCUACAACGAAAUCUCAUCAAAAUGUUUACAAAAUUUUGAAGCGAUCUUCAGUCCUGGGGUGGGCAUGGAAGAGAGGUCUAUUGUCCUCAUGGUGGGAGACGAAGGGGUUGGCAAAACCAUGGUCAUCAAGAUGAUGUUGGCCCGAUGGCUAAGUGGGGAGAUGUGGAAGGGUACCUUCAAGUACAUCAUUCCGAUCUCUUCCUGCGAGAUCAACCACAUGGAUCCCGGUACCUUUGCCCAGCUGCUCUCGAAGGACUGGCCAGGCAGCCAAGCUCCUAUAGCAGACAUCUUGGCCGACCCCCAGAAGUUACUGUUCAUCAUUGAGGACUUUGACAGCAUAGAGUUCAAGUUAGACACGGAUCAAGGCCAUCUGUGCACGGACAGCAAGGAGCUGGUGUCAGGACCUGUCCUCUUGGCCAGUUUGAUGGAGGGGAAGAUGGCCCCGGGCUGCUCCCUGCUUAUUUCAACCAGGCCGAGGAACUGGGCCUUCAUGUAUAAAUUCACCAACGCAAGGUCCCACAUAUCCUCUCUGAGCUUCUGCAGCAAGGCGAGGGAGAAGUACUUCCAGCUGUACUUUCCCAACGUUGUGGACUACGAGACCUACGUGGGGUACAUCGAGUGUGACGAGACGCUCAAGGAAGUGUGCAGCACCCCCAUCCUGUGCUGGGUGGUCGGGGAAACCAUCCGGGAGUGCGCCGACUUCACGUCCACCGGGAUAUUCGUGACUUUCAUCUGCAAGAUGUUUCAGUCGCUGGGCCCCAUAAGCCCCUGGCAGAAGAUGUCCACGCUCAAGCGCCUGUGUUCGCUGGCUUUGCAAGGCCUGCUGCAGAACGUCUUCCACUUCAGCGACCAGGAUCUGGAGAGUGUUGGCUUCGUCGACGGGGACAUCUUCGACUUGCAGGCGGCGAGGCUCCUGGUGCCCAGCAGCCGCCACAGAGGCCGGUACAUGUUCUUACACCGGCGCCUCCAGGAGUUCUGUGCAGCCGUGGCUUUGAUGACGGUCUCAAUCGAGGUCACACUCCCCUCCGCCUGUGGAGUGGAGAAGAGGUCAAGGGAGCGAGUUCUCAGCCCCGUGAUGGUCUAUGUUUUUGGCCUCCUUAACAGGGACGUCUGUUCUUACUUCAAUGCAAGGUUCUCGUGUCAGCUGCUGCGGGAUUUGUACCUGGAGUACUUCAUAAAGGAAACAGAAAUACUAGGUCGUGAUUCGAGAGCCAUGGAACAACAUGUCCCCUUGUUCUGCUGUCUCUAUGAGUGCAAGGAAGAGGAUUUCAUCCAGCAGAUUGUGAAGCCGUUUGUAAAAGCCACGGUUCUGAUCCAAACCAAUAAAGACCUGGUGGUUUCCACAUACUCUCUGUAUCACUGCAAAUCACUAAAGAAACUCAGACUCUGUGUUCCGAUCUUCUUAAAUAAAAGCCACAGUGUGGAGCCAACCAAUAGGAUGUCGUACCUCAAGUUCAACCUCGCCUUUGUGAACUUGUUCAAGACCAUCAUUCAGAAACGGCACCUGACUCACCUGAACCUGAAGUGUACGUCUGUUACCCAGGACAUGUUUGCAGUGCUGCAGGAGGUCUUGACCCAACCAGAAUGCAGCAUAGAGCAACUGAGUUUGGUGAGAUGUGAUCUGAAGGCCGGUGUCUGUGAAAACCUCGCUGUUCUUAUCAGAAGCAGGAAGCUGAAAAGGCUGAACCUAUCUGAAAACCCACUGGGUGAUAAAGGAAUAAAACACUUAUGUAAUGUUCUGAUGGACGCAGACUGUGUUCUCCAGUCACUGAACCCCUUCAUUGGGAAAGUUCUUAUGCUGAACAGAACACUAACACAUCUAGAUCUGAGUAUGAAUCACUUAGAGAACACCGGUGGAAAAGACUUGAUGUUGGCCUUGACGGGACCCAACUGCCAGUUACAGGAGCUGGACCUGUCCGCGAGUUCGGUGACCACUUACAUCUGUUCUGAAGUUGCCCGUGUUUUGAUUAGUAAUCGAAACCUGAAGAGUUUGGAGCUUGGAGACAAUCAAAUAGGAGAUGCUGGAAUGGAGCCAUUGUGUAAAGCUCUGAGAGACCCAAACUGUAUUUUAGUGAAUCUUGGGUUGGAAGGAUGUAUGCUGACGAGCGCCUGCUGUGAGAAUCUGGCCUCUGUUUUUAUCCGGAACAGGACACUGAAGACACUGAAUCUGCUAGGCAAUGGGCUAGGCGAAGAAGGGGUCAUGAAACUGCUGGUGGGCUUGGGCCACCCCGACUGUGUGCUGGAGCAAAUUGGGUAA
Elephantulus edwardii (Cape elephant shrew) is the source of this 2622-nucleotide messenger RNA. It is a transcript of the gene NLRP11, whose product is annotated as NLR family, pyrin domain containing 11. The record is from RefSeq and is a predicted model, not a curated record. NCBI's taxonomy places the organism in Eukaryota, Metazoa, Chordata, Mammalia, Macroscelidea, Macroscelididae. Gene Ontology annotation, biological process: regulation of inflammatory response. The coding region runs from base 1 to 2622 and encodes 873 amino acids. The transcript has 7 exons. Gene Ontology annotation, cellular component: cytoplasm. Gene Ontology annotation, molecular function: protein binding.